AUGGGCGUGGAGGGAGGGCGGGCGGGCAGGAGGCGGAGGGCGGAGGAGGAAGAGGAUGAGGAAGGGGGCCAGUUGCAUCCCACUUUCACAAUGGGAAACCGGGGCGCGGACGAGCCCGUGUGGCGGUCGGAGCAAGCCAUCGGAGCCAUCGCGGCGAGCCGGGCGGACGGCGUGUUCGUGGCGAGCGGCAGCUGCCUGGACCAGCUGGACUACAGCCUGGAGCACAGGCUCUCGCGCCUGUACCGGGACCAGGCGGGCAACUGCACGGAGCCCGUCUCGCUGGCGCCCCCCGCGCGGCCCCGGCCGGGGAGUAGCUUCAGCAAGCUGCUGCUGCCCUACAGCGAGGGGGCGGCCGACCUCCAGGGGCUGCUGCUCACCGGCUGGACCUUCGACCGAGGCGCCUGCGAGGUGCGGCUCCUGGGCAACCUGAGCCACAGCUCCCUGCGCAACGGCACCGAGGUGGUGUCCUGUCACCCGCAGGGCUCGACGGCCGGCGUUGUGUACCGCGCGGGGGACCAGAACCGCUGGUACCUGGCAGUGGCCGCCACCUACGUGCUGCCGGAGCCCGAGACCGCGAGCCGCUGCAAUCCGGCGGCGUCCGACCGCGACACCGCCAUCGCCCUCAAGGACACGGAGGGACGCAGCCUGGCCACGGAGGAGCUGGGCCGCCUCAAGCUGCGCGGGGGCGCGGGCAGCCUGCACUUCGUGGACGCCUUUCUCUGGAACGGCAGCGUCUACUUCCCCUACUAUCCCUACAACUAUACGAGCGGCGCCGCCACCGGCUGGCCCAGCAUGGUGCGCAUCGCGCAGAGCGCCAAGGUGCUGCAGUUCCAGGGCCAGGCGGCCCUCGACUGCGGCCACGGCCACCCCGACGGCCGGCGCCUGCUCCUCUCCUCCAGCCUGGUGGAGGCCCUGGGCGUCUGGGCGGGUGUGUUCAGCGCGGCCACCGGCGAGGGCCAGGAGAAGCGCUCCCCCGCCACCACGGCACUCUGCCUCUUCAGGAUGAGUGAGAUCCAGGAGCGCGCCAAGAGCUGCUCCUGGGACUUCCAGACGGCCGAGCAAAACUGCAAAGAAGGGGAGCAACCUGAAAGAGUCCAACCAAUCGCAUCAUCUACCUUGAUCCAUUCCGACCUGACAUCCGUUUAUGGCACCGUGGUAAUGAACAGGACUGUUUUGUUCUUGGGGACUGGAGAUGGCCAGUUACUUAAGGUUAUUCUUGGUGAGAAUUUGACUUCAAAUUGCCCGGAGGUUAUCUAUGAAAUUAAAGAAGAAACACCUGUUUUCUACAAACUGGUUCCUCAUCCCAAGAAGAAUAUCUACAUCUAUCUAACAGCUGGGAAAGAGGUGAGGAGAAUUCGUGUUGCAAAUUGCAGUAAACAUAAAUCCUGUACGGAGUGUUUAACAGCAACAGACCCUCACUGCGGUUGGUGCCAUUCUCUGCAAAGGUGUACCUUCAAAGAAGAUUGUGUACCUUUAGACAACUAUGAAAACUGGCUGGAUAUUUCAUCCGGAGCUAAAAAGUGCCCUCAAAUUAACCUAUUUCGAAGCAGUGAAGAUAAGACUACAGUGACUGUGGUCGGAAGCCUCCCUCCGAGACGGUCGGAGUGGAAGUGCAUGGUGAAGAACUUGGACACGGGCAGGGAGCUCUGCAAGGGUAGAAGUCCGCCGGGCAGGGUCUGUACCUGCAACAUGCCCACCAGAGCAACCUACAAAGAUGUUUUAGCCGUCAACGUGACGUUCUCCUCCGGUUCUUGGCAUUUAUCAAAAAGAUUCAACUUUACCAACUGCUCAUCAUUCAGAGAAUGCCCAGCGUGUAUUGGAACUGACUGUGCUUGGUGUAAAAGUGAGAGAAAGUGUAUCCACCCCUUCACAGCUUGUGACCCAUCUGAUUACAAGACAAACCAGGAACACUGUCAAGUUGCUGUUGAGAAACGGGCACCAUCCAAGACUGCAGGAGGAGGAAGAUUCACCGAGAUUAGGAGUAGUAGAGCCAACCCGGGCUUGCAGGUCUUCUACAUUAAGUCCAUCGAGCCACGGAAAAUAUCGACUUUAGGGAAAAGUAACGUGAUCGUCACGGGAGCAAACUUUAGCCAGGCAUCCAACAUUACAAUGAUCCUGAAAGGAACCAGUACUUGUGAUAAGGACGUAAUACAGGUCAGCCACGUGCUAAAUGACACCCAUAUGAAAUUCUCUCUACCGUCAAGCCGAAAAGAAAUGAAGGAUGUGUGUAUCCAAUUCGACGGCGGGAACUGUACAUCUGUGGGACCCUUGUCAUAUAUUGCUCUGCCUCACUGCUCCCUCAUAUAUCCUGCCACCACCUGGAUCAGUGGUGGUCAAAAUAUAACCAUCCUGGGCAGAAAUUUUGACGUAAUUGACAACUUAAUCAUUUCACAUGAGUUAAAAGGAAACAUAAAUGUCUCCGAAUAUUGUAUGGCGACUUCCUGCAGGUUUUCAGCCCCCAGCUUCAAGGGUUCGAAAGUGCGGGCCAACGUCACCGUGAAGCUGAGAGUCCAGGAGACCUACUUGGACUGUGGGAGCUUGCAGUAUCUUGAGGACCCCAGGUUCACAGGGUGUCGGGUCGAACCCGAGGGGGACACAGAAUUGGAAGUGAAAAUUCAAAAAGAAAAUGAUGACUUCAACAUCUCCAAGACAGACAUUGAAAUCACCCUCUUCCAUGGGGAAAAUAAGCAAUUAAAUUGCAGUUUCGAAAAUAUUACUAGAAAUCAAGAUCUCACCAUCAUCCUUUGCAAAAUUAAAGGCAUCACGAAUGCAAACAGCAUUGACACCUCUUCCAAGAAAGUCCGUGUCAAACUGGGAAACUUAGAGCUCUAUGUUGAGCAGGAAACAGUUCCCACCACUUGGUAUUUCCUGAUUGUGCUUCCCGUCUUGCUCGUGAUUGUCAUUUUUGCGGCCGUGGGGGUGACCAGACACAAAUCGAAGGAGCUGAGUCGCAAACAGAGCCAACAGUUGGAGCUCCUGGAGAGCGAGCUCCGGAAGGAGAUACGUGACGGCUUUGCUGAGCUGCAGAUGGAUAAAUUGGAUGUGGUUGAUAGUUUUGGAACUGUUCCCUUCCUUGACUACAAACAUUUUGCUCUGAGAACUUUCUUCCCCGAGUCAGGUGGCUUCACACACAUCUUCACUGAAGAUAUGCAUAACAGAGAUGCCAAUGAUAAGAAUGAAAGUCUCACAGCCUUGGAUGCCCUCAUUUGUAACAAAAGUUUCCUUGUUACUGUCAUCCACACCCUUGAAAAACAGAAGAACUUUUCAGUGAAGGACAGGUGUCUGUUUGCCUCCUUCCUGACCAUUGCCCUGCAAACCAAGCUGGUCUACCUAACCAGCAUCCUGGAGGUGCUGACCAGGGACUUGAUGGAACAGUCUAGUAACAUGCAGCCUAAACUCAUGCUGAGACGCACAGAGUCUGUGGUUGAAAAACUCCUCACAAACUGGAUGUCGGUCUGCCUUUCUGGUUUUCUGCGGGAGACGGUUGGAGAGCCAUUCUAUUUGCUGGUAACGACCUUGAACCAGAAAAUAAACAAGGGUCCCGUGGAUGUGAUCACUUGCAAAGCCCUGUACACCCUCAACGAAGACUGGCUGCUGUGGCAGGUUCCAGAAUUCAGUACUGUGGCAUUAAACGUCGUCUUUGAAAAGAUCCCAGAAAAUGAGAGUGCAGACGUCUGUCGGAAUAUUUCAGUCAACGUUCUUGAUUGUGAUACCAUAGGCCAAGCCAAAGAAAAGAUUUUCCAGGCAUUCCUAAGCAAAAAUGGCUCUCCUUAUGGACUUCAGCUGAAUGAAAUCGGUCUUGAGCUGCAAGUGGGCACACGACAAAAAGAACUUCUGGAUAUUGACAGUUCAUCUGUGAUUCUCGAAGAUGGAAUAACCAAGCUAAAUACCAUUGGCCACUAUGAGAUAUCAAAUGGAUCCACUAUAAAAGUCUUUAAGAAGAUAGCAAAUUUUACUACAGAUGUGGAAUACUCAGAAGACCACUGCCAUUUGAUUUUACCAGAUUCGGAAGCAUUCCAAGAUGUGCAAGGAAAGAGACAUCGAGGGAAGCACAAGUUCAAAGUAAAAGAAAUGUAUCUGACAAAGCUGCUGUCGACCAAGGUGGCAAUUCAUUCUGUGCUUGAAAAACUUUUUAGAAGCAUUUGGAGUUUACCCAACAGCAGGGCCCCAUUUGCUAUAAAAUACUUUUUUGACUUUUUGGAUGCCCAGGCUGAAAACAAAAAAAUCACAGAUCCUGAUGUCGUACAUAUUUGGAAAACAAACAGCCUUCCUCUUCGCUUCUGGGUAAACAUCCUGAAGAACCCUCAGUUUGUCUUUGACAUUAAGAAGACACCACACAUAGACGGCUGUUUAUCUGUGAUUGCCCAGGCCUUCAUGGACGCAUUUUCUCUCACAGAGCAGCAACUCGGGAAGGAAGCACCAACUAAUAAACUUCUCUAUGCCAAGGAUAUCCCAACCUACAAAGAGGAAGUAAAAUCUUAUUACAAAGCAAUCAGGGAUUUGCCUCCAUUGUCAUCUUCGGAAAUGGAAGAAUUCUUAACUCAGGAAUCUAAGAAACAUGAAAAUGAAUUUAAUGAAGAAGUGGCCUUGACAGAAAUUUACAAAUACAUCGUAAAAUAUUUUGAUGAGAUUCUAAAUAAACUAGAAAGAGAACGAGGGCUGGAAGAAGCUCAGAAACAACUCUUGCAUGUAAAAGUCUUAUUUGAUGAAAAGAAGAAAUGCAAGUGGAUGUAA
This is a messenger RNA of Puma concolor (puma), 4734 nucleotides long. NCBI's taxonomy places the organism in Eukaryota, Metazoa, Chordata, Mammalia, Carnivora, Felidae. The record is from RefSeq and is a predicted model, not a curated record.